Chinchilla lanigera (long-tailed chinchilla) is the source of this 2711-nucleotide messenger RNA. Its product is annotated as putative t-complex protein 10A homolog 2. Gene Ontology annotation, molecular function: tubulin binding. Gene Ontology annotation, biological process: cilium assembly; centriole elongation. The transcript has 12 exons. The coding region runs from base 204 to 1595 and encodes 463 amino acids. Gene Ontology annotation, cellular component: nucleus; centrosome; centriole. The record is from RefSeq and is a predicted model, not a curated record. NCBI's taxonomy places the organism in Eukaryota, Metazoa, Chordata, Mammalia, Rodentia, Chinchillidae.
UGUGAGGUGAGGGACUCAGGAGCAGGUGCUGAGGCUCUGCAGAGAUGAACUGUGUUCUGGCAGAAGGCACCAUCAUGGACUAGUGAGGCAGCCCAGGCCAAGGGAAGGUCUUCUCUGGACAGAGGGGCUCAGGUGUGUGGCACUGAGAACACUGAGCUCCUGCAGGGAAGAGACGAGUCCACCAUGCCUGCAGGACACCCAGAAUGCUGACCAGUCACCAGGAGGCCAGGGAGGGAGUGGAGGCAGAAGACCCAAGCCCAGGAGCCAGGGCCAGCUCGGAGGACACCACAGCCAGGGUCUCCAGUGAGGACUGCAGGGCCGAGCAGAUGCUGGAAUUACAGCACCAGGUCUCUGACCUUCGGGGUGAGCUCAGCAGACAAGCGACUCAGUGGUCUGUCGCUCAUAGCAAACUCCAGGACCAGAUAGAUGCUUUGACAAAGCAGAACCUGGCACUACGGGAGGAGCUGAGGGCUUGGGGAUCACAGGGUCCUGCAGCCUUAGAGAAUCCUGCAACAUCGCUUCCCACCACCUGUGGAGCACAAGCGCUGGUGUUAGUAUCUACCUUUGGAGAACCUUCAUCUGCAUCAGCUGUUAAGGAAAUAAUGCCAAAAUACACAGGCUGCCAGAGUCGUAGUGCUGUUCUCCUUCAACACAGAGUUCCACCUGCAAAUGCAGCUUCCUCCAAGGGUGUGCACAAGCCUUCCCGAGUUCUGCGAGAAGGUAGUGGCAGGAAAUCACCAGCACCAUGCUCUAACGUCCUGCUGCAGGAGAAGAAGGCACCAGCCCACAAGAAGGACAUGUGUUCUUUGGUCCCAGAGAGUUUUAAGGCCAGGAUUCCCUGCCAAGGUCCAGCCAGGAAGCUCCCUUGCUUCUCUGCAGACACUGGAUGGCAGCAGAAUCUUCCCACAAAGCCAGGACCUUCCCAAGAAGCAGGGUGCCUUCUGGACACCACCACAGAGAAGCGGGGAACACAAGAGAAAGAACAUGUAGACGGCAAGGUGGAGCAUAUACUCAGCGAUGGUCGCAUGAUCGUCACCUUCCCCAAUGGCACCAGGAAGGAGACCAGCGCUGACAAGAAGACGACCGUCAUCAAGUUCUAUAAUGGCGACGUGAAGAAGAUCAAGCCUGAUCAGCGAGUGCCCACUGGAGCCACGUGUGGCAUGGCGCUCACUGCUUUCUCCACCUAUGGACUUGGGAUUUAUUACUUCUCGGCUGCUCAGACAACAUACACGACCUACCCUGAUGGUGUGGAAACCGUACAGUUUCCUAGUAAGCGGACUGAAAAAUUCUAUCCUGAUGGCUCCAAGGAAACUGUGUUUCCAGAUGGGACAGUGACCAGGCUCAAGCCUGAGUGUGAGGAGACCAUGUUUCCUGAUGGAACAAUCGUACGUGUGAAAAGGAAUGGUGACAAAACCGUCGUGCUCAGCAAUGGGCAGAAAGAAAUCCACACGGACCAGUUCAAGAGGAGGGAAUUUCCUGAUGGUACCAGCAAGACUGUGUAUUGCAGUGGCUGCCAGGAGACCACGUACAGUUCAGGGAGGAUCAAGGUCAAAGACCAGACUGGAAAGGUCAUCCUGGAUCUGAAGCAGAAAUAAAACACCCCUUGUACUCACCACAGUUCACAAAUCUUCAGUGACAGUUUUUGCAAAGACGGAGACGAAAACCAAUAGAUUAGCUGCCCCAUGUGGUCUUGGAAAACCCCAAACUUUAGGAGUCCUUGGUCACCUAGAAAUUGUAAGGAAAAGAGCUGUAGUCUCUGCUUAGGGAAAGUGAUCUUAGUACUAGGCAGAUAAGAGGCUCACAAAAGCAUGUCUUCUAAGACAUGUGUGUCUUUUUAUUGUGUUAAGGACACUGUGUCCUUUUUGCUAAUUCUACCACUUGUGGGCCCUGACACAGGAUAAAGCCAAUCUACCAGCUUCUAGGAAGCAUUUGCGAACCAGGCUGAGUCUCUGUGGGUCUGGUUUUCCAGCUUCAGCCUUCCUCCUAUCUCAGCAUCAUUCAAGCUCAACCUAACCUAUUCCCCUCCAUGGUCCUCCCUCCAUCCACACCCAUGUGCUUUCUUGGCCCAGUAGUCAUGACCCAUGACUCGGGGUGGCUAACCUAGGGUUAGAAGAAUGCAGGCAUCGUGGCCUGUUGCUGUCUGGAAAGUGGAAUCACCUCCUGAAACUCUUGACUCUUUAAUUCCACUUCAACACAAUGACCAAUUACUUCUUUUGUGUUGCAGGGUGUACAGAAAAUACAAAAGUAUGUUGCCUCUCAACAAAGUUUUAUACUGAAGUGUAGAAUCCCAAAAAGAUAAGAAAGGAUAAAGAAAUGAAUAAUAUAUUUAAAACCCUAUAAAAUGCAUGUUUGAUUUUUUCAUAUUUUUAUGUGGACAUGAAAUACUAUAUUUUAAUGCCAGCUAUUACUUUUCCUCUAAUAUGUAUUGUGCAUACAUUAUUGUAGUCUUCAGUAUUUUGGUAUUACUAUUUAAAUAACUCAAGACUAAUGUGCUGUCUUGCCUUUGAGGGGAAAAGAAGAAUUUUACUGUAAUUACCCUGGAUGAAAGCCGGUUCUUUCAGGAUGAAUGUCAAACUGAGGCAAGGAUAGAAGUGGCCAUGACUGAAAACCCAUUUAAGCUCAGCUAAGAAAAAAUGGACUUGCUUAUUGCUUUGAAUCUUAAAAUCAUCUUAUAUAAAAAUUAUCAUUAAAGCAAAAUAUGUUCUACUGAA